UUUACAGCAUGUGAAAUAUUUUUGAGAUUACCUUUGUACAACUACCUUAAACCCAAUAGGAAAACGACCAUUCAUAAAAAGAUAAUACAACGCACUGCGGGUACUUGAAACGCAAACAUGAAGACGUUCGAUGGAAUCCUUGAUGAAAUUGGAGGAAUGGGAAGGUACCAAAUACUUGCUAUAUUCUUAUUAGCACUAAUUGAGAUCCCAUCGGCGUUCCAUAAUAUCAACUACGUCUACAUAGGUGCAAAGCAAGACCAUUUUUGCGCACCAUCGGCUGAGUUAUCUGCGUUUAAUCUAACCAAAGAUGAACUGAGAAAUUACACCAUACCGUAUGAAGUAAAAGAUGGAACACGUGAAUACAUGAAUUGCGGACAGUAUCGUCGGAACUAUUCCUCGAUCGGCAAAAAUGAUGUGCAACUCUGGCUUGAUGAAUAUAUUAAAGAGAACUUUACACAACCCGACGAUUUGCCCAUUGAGGAAUGUAGCGGGUGGUUGUAUGAUACAAGUAUAUACCAGACAACCAUUAUAUCCGAGUGGGACCUCGUUUGUAAUGACCGUGUCUUGGGUCCAACCACUCAAUCAAUAUAUAUGGCAGGACGAUUGUUUGGCUCUAUUAUUUGUGGUUACCUUAGCGACAGAUAUGGAAGAAAGAUUAUGGUCUUCGUCACCCUAGUUACGCACCUUGUUAUCGCAAUUGGAUCGGCCUACUCCCCUAACUAUAUUGUGUUUGCGAUCAGCCGAUUCCUCAUCGCAUUUCUCUUCUCUGGGCUUGUCACAGCUCUUACAAUCUGGAUUUUAGAGAUAGUGGGUAAAAAGUGGCGUGUAACCGCUGCUAUCAUGUUCUUUAAUGGGUUCGCUGUUGGUCAAAUGGUACUAGGAGGAAUAGGAUAUGGAGUAAGAACUUGGCGAGGUGUACAGUUGGCUUCAUCAUGUCCUAUGGCGAUAUUCCUCGUUUAUAUGUUCAUAUUUCCUGAAUCACCACGCUGGCUUUUUAGUAAAGGACGAGUCAAAGAUGGAAUAAAGGUCGUUGAGACUAUGGCGAAAGUAAAUGGAGUUAAACUAGAAAAAUCACUAGAACAAGAGAUGUCACUGUUAGACACAAAGGCGGAUCCUCUCGAAGAUGACGUCACUGAGAAACCAGAACACUUGGUUCAUGAGCCAAAAUUGACAGAUCUGUUUUUGACAACGUAUUUACGACGCAGUACAUUGAUUUUUUCCUUUGUAUGGUUUGCAACUGCGUUUGUGUACUACGGUCUAAGUUUGAAUACCGGAAAUAUCGGUGGGGACCCCUAUAUAAAUCAAAUCAUUUCUGGCUGCAUGGAUAUAUUGGGUAAUACUCUGGUAAUAUUCAUAACCAUGAAGAUUGGUAGGAGGCUACCGAUGGCUGGCUUCUUGUUCGUGGCAGGUGUUGCGCUUCUCUUGAUCAGCGCUGUACCAAAAGAUCGUAAAUCUUUAGAAUACGUGAUUAUUGCAUUUGCUAUGACUGGAAAGCUGGCAAUAGCUGCUGCCUUCAAUAUAGUGUGGAUUUACACCCCAGAGGCAUACCCUACAUUUCUUAGAGCAUACGCAACUGGAACAGGCUCUGCUGUGGCAAGGAUCGGAUCAACAAUUGCUCCAUAUGUACUUCUUCUCGGAGGUGCGACCAAUAAGAGUGUUCCAAUGGUCUUGUUUGGUGCUGUGUCCGCUUUAGCUGGUGUGGCUACUCUUUGGCUACCGGAAACACGUGAUAGUGAUCUAUUAGAAACGAUAGACGAUGCAGAAACGCUUAACUCGCAACAAUACAGAAAGAUGCACUUCAGAAGAUGCUGCAAAAGAACCACAGAAAGUGAAGAAGGGCAAGUAGAUGCCUGAAUGUAUCUGCAUUCACCUACAUAGGGCCUCAAUACAAAAGGCAGCACCCCCCUCUCAGGAGACAAAUUGACAAAUCGUUAUUAAAGGCUGAUUUUUGACAAUUCUUCGUCCAAAUGACAUCACUCAUAGCAACAGUAUUACAUUCUAAUUUUAUUUCAUUGUACUAAGAUGAAUAUUUUUCUUGUUGUACAGCAAUAUAGAAAAAAUUAAAUACACUAAAACAACC
Owenia fusiformis is the source of this 2080-nucleotide messenger RNA. NCBI's taxonomy places the organism in Eukaryota, Metazoa, Annelida, Polychaeta, Sabellida, Oweniidae. The record is from the annotation of a GenBank genome assembly.